AUGAGCUCGGCGACAGUUUAUCGUCUCAGCUAUGAUGAAUUUGUGGAGACUGGCACGGAUUACAAGGCGUUUAGAGCGAAAAUGCUGGAGAGAAUAGAGGAAUUCAUUGGGCAGUACAAGAGCCGGAGGAAUCCGGUUGUUUUGAUUGUGGAUGACAACAUGACGCUCAGGAGUAUGCGAAGGGAGGUCCUCAGCCUCGCCAGGAAGCAUCGUUUGGGGUACUUUCAAGUGUGGUUCAGGAUUUCCCUGGAAAAAGCCCUGGAGAGGAAUAGAAGUCGUCCGGAAGCUGUUUCCGAAGACAUUGUGGCGAAUCUGUGGUCUAGAAUUGAGGAUCCUUCCAAGGAUUCGAGUGUGGAGACACUGACAAUAGCUGUGGAUGAAGAUCAGAGGCUGGAUUGUGAGGAAUUCCGUGAGAAAGUGAUUCAACACUUGAAUAAUCCUGAGAAAACGCCGGAUUUGCCGAAGAGGGAGAAAGUGGAGCAUUCAGAGCUGCACAAAAUCGAUCUAAUCCUCCGCCAGGAAGUGUCCAGAAGACUGAGAGAAGCUUCAGACAGAGAAACCGUUAGGAUCCUCGCAGAUGCCUUGAAUUCCCGCAGGAAAACCGCGCUGAAGACGCUCAGAAAUGCUUCGCAGCUUCCCGAGAGUCUGGACGAUGUGAGAAAUCUCCUGGACAGAGACUGUACAAAUGGUUCCGUAGAAUAAAGCCCUUUAUUUGA
Phlebotomus argentipes is the source of this 716-nucleotide messenger RNA. RefSeq lists its product as uncharacterized. Gene Ontology annotation, molecular function: kinase activity; tRNA binding. Bases 1 to 702 code for a protein of 233 amino acids. The record is from RefSeq and is a predicted model, not a curated record. The transcript has a single exon. Lineage: Eukaryota; Metazoa; Arthropoda; Insecta; Diptera; Psychodidae.